Molecule: messenger RNA, 957 nt
Organism: Styela clava
Lineage: Eukaryota; Metazoa; Chordata; Ascidiacea; Stolidobranchia; Styelidae
Source: RefSeq, a predicted model, not a curated record
AUGGAAACAUUCAAAUUCAUCGUUCUGUUCGUGUGCAUUGGUGUCGCCACUACAGUCGAUAUCUUUGUGAAAGAUCGGUUCAGAGGCAGUGCGUUGAUGACGUCAUACAGUAAUCAGGAAACGAUCACGGCAAAGAACGAGCAAGAAUUAAGAGAAAAAUUAAGCGAAACGCUUGAAAAGGCGUUACUGGAUAAGCAAAUCGAAGAGGUUACCAUAGAAACCGAUAUUUACCAUGUUAACGAAGUUCAUUCAACCCAAGUCACCAAGUUUAACGUCACAACUGCGGAUGGACUGGAUGACACGACUAUCGUCACCACCACAAAAAGUGAUGACAUCACUAAAGCCGUUACGUCAUCUGCAGUAAGGAGUAGCAGCCGCACCAGGAAAGCUGAUGACGUCACAACGUCGAAAGUGAUCGAAAACGUGUUCACAACUCGAUCAGUCACUUCUGUUGCUUCCACACACCAAGUACCGACCAUGACUGCGACCACAGAAGUUUCCAGUACUGCUGCUCCUAAGGGUUUGGAAUACGAUGGCAAGUGGUUUAUUCCCCUCACUCCGUUAAUAGGGACGGCGAGAAGUAACAGAUCCGAAGCAGAAUCGAGAUGCCAGGAGAUUGACGGUAAAUUGGCGAAUAUUUAUAACAACGAUCACAUGAAAAUGAUAAUGAAGUUUAUACGGCAGAAUAUGGGAACUAAAAAAAAAUCUUUUCAUCUUGGAAUGGCCUAUAACUUCGAGAAAGAAAGUGUUUUUUUCCGUAAUGGAACUUCAGUGUCCCAGACUCACUACAAAUGGAGAAAAAGCUUUCCAAGAAACAACGGCGGACAACUACUCUACCUGCGCGGUGUAGGGAAUUUACCAACUGUUACACAAGUGGUAAGAGUGUGGCAAGUUCGGGACACCGACCGUAUUUUUGAGACAUCCCUACUCUCAUACCCGAUAAGUGCCGCUGCUUGA